AUGGCCUUGACUCUCGACGAGCCUGCGUCUCCGCAGCGCGUGCAAGCUCCCAUGGCCGCACCCGCGCAGAGUGAACUCGACCUCGCAAAAUUCGCCACCUACGCAGCCAAGCAGGGCGCGUCGGACGCGCUCGUCGCGUCGCUGGCGUCGUGGUCCAGCUAUCGCCGCGGCAAGGACGGCGGCACCGUCGUGCUCGUCGACGGGCGCGGCAAGCGCCAUCGCUCGCGCGCGGAGGCCUUCGCGUCGCUGUCCGGCGGCACGCCGCGCAAGCGCGCCGCGAGCGCCGCGGCCGGCGCCGCCAAGAAGCCGCGCGCGACGACGCCCGAGAAGCCGCCGCCGCCCGAGGCGCCGCCGGAGAACUCCCCGACGCCCGCGGCUCCGCCCGCGCCGCCGCCGCCGCCCGCGCCGCCGCCGCCGCCGCCGCCGCCGCCGCCGACGGAGGCGACGGACGAGGAGCUGGCCUACGCCGGGCGCGUCUUCGCCGACGAGGGCGUGCGGUGGCGCGUCGAGGAGGUCUACUUCGACGAGGACAUCGGCGCGCUCUGCGGGUCCUACUACGACUUCGACGCCCGCGGCUUCGACGCGCCGGCCGACGAGGGCGCCGUCGAGGUGACGCCCCUCGCGGAGCUGCUCGGCUUCGCGGCCUGGGUCGACGGCGCGGCGCCGCUCGAGGGCGCGGCGCGCGCCGCGGCCGCGGCCGCGGAGGCGCGGCGCCGCGACGCGCGCGACGCCGAGGCCGCCGCGGACGGCGCGCGGGCGUACCUCGCGGCGCUCCUCGCGCGGCGCCAGCCGGCCUGGGGCGCCGCGACGCCCGUGGCCGAGGUCGGCGACGUCGACGGCUGCCGCCGGCUCCUGGACGUCCACGGGUGCGUCGUCUUCCGCGGCGCCGCGAGCCCGGCCGAGGUCGCGCGGGCCGAGGAUCUGUUCUGGGCCUGGCUCGAGGGCGCGGCGCCGGGGCUCGCGCGCGGCGACCCGGCGACGCACACGACGGCGCGGCUCGGCGCGCUCGGCUGGGCGAACACGGGCGUGCUCGCCGGCGGCGCCGUCGGCCAGUCCGACUUCCUCUGGCAUCUCCGGCUGUGCCCCGGCGUGCUCGCGUGCUGGCGCACGGUCCUGGGCCUGCGGGACGACGAGCCCAUGGUCUGCUCCCUCGACGGCUGCGGCGCGUGGCGGAACCCGCACCACGCCGCGCACGCCGGAUCAAAGGUCGCGACGGACGGCAAGUGGUACCACAUCGACCAGAACUUCGCGAAGACGCCGGACCGCGUCGGCUUCCAGGGCCUCGUGCAGCUCACGCCCGCCGACGAGCACAGCGGCUCGCUCGUCGUCGUGCCCGGGUCGCACGGCGACUACCGCGACAACUGCGAGCGGGGCGGCAAGACCGCGCGCGGCAACUUCACGCGCCUGUCGGCGCGGCACGACGGCCUCUACGCGGCGGCGCGCGCGGUGCAGGUCGCGCCCCUCGGCGCCGGCGACGUCGCCAUCUGGGACUCGCGCGUCGUCCACUGCUCCGCGGGCUGCGACGCGUCCAAGCCCGCGGAGCUCCUCGCGCUCCGCGGCGUCGCGGACCAGCCGGCGCUCGCGCGCCUCGUCGCCUACGUCGCCUGCGCGCCGCGCGCGGACGUCGACGACGCGACGGCGGCGAAGCGGCGCCUCGCCGUCGCCCGCGGCCGCGGCGGCGGCGCGUUCUCGACGACGCUCGCGUCGAACGUCCACGGCGGGCCGCCCGUCGACGGCUACGCGCCGCCGCCGGCCGACUCGCCGCGCUGGGCCCUCGUCUGA
Molecule: messenger RNA, 1782 nt
Organism: Aureococcus anophagefferens
Lineage: Eukaryota; Pelagophyceae; Pelagomonadales; Pelagomonadaceae
Exons: 1
Coding region: 1-1782 (593 amino acids)
Source: RefSeq, a predicted model, not a curated record